UUUCCCAAUAAAUUAAAGCACAUCUUAAAAAAGAUAUCGAAGUAUCAGCUCUGCCUCAUCUCUCUCUCUCCCUCCCUUUCAUUCUGAAACAGAUGAAGUAGAGAAGUUAAUGUUCACCAAACUUACUGUAAGGCCUGAAACUUUCUUUCUUCUUCUUCUUUGCUUCAUUCAAGUACGUCUCUGCUUUUGCCUUCUCUGUUUCUAAAUCUUCUCUCUGCAUAUAUGCCUUCCAUGAAAAAUAUCUAAUAAAAAGUCUUUUCACUUCAGCUAUUGUUACUGUUUUCUCAGAUAAUAUCAAAAUUUCAAGAACCAGAGUAGUUGUUGCAGAUCUAGUGAGAUAAAGUUUAACCAAUUGAAGGAAAAAAUGAGUAAAGAAGAGUUUAUGAAGAUACAGACUUGUGUUCUAAAAGUGAACAUUCACUGUGAUGGUUGCAAGCAAAAAGUUAAGAAAAUCUUGCAGAAAAUUGAAGGUGUUUUCACGACAAAGAUAGACGCAGAGCAAGGGAAAGUGACGGUAUCUGGAAAUGUAGACCCCUCUGUUCUUAUCAAGAAGCUCUUGAAAUCUGGUAAACAUGCCGAAAUCUGGGGAGCUCCAAAGGGAAAUAACACCAUUCAGAACCAACCCAACUUGGCCAAUCAGUUCAAAGGCAUGCAGAUUGACCACGGCGGCAAAGGCGGUGGUGGUAAUGGGGGUGGAAACAAUAACAAAGUCCAGAAGGGAGGCGGUGGUGGUGGUGGUGGACCGCCACCGAAGAUGGGUGGUGGUGGAGGAGGUGGUGGACCGCCAAUGAAGAUGAGUGGUGGAGGAGGUGGUGGUGGGCCGCCAAUGAAGAUGGGUGGUGGUGGUGGAGGAGGUGGUGCGCCGCCAAUGAAGAUGGGUGGUGGUGGGCCGCCAAUGAAGAUGGGACUUCCACAGUUAACUCCACAACAGAUGCAGCAGCUGAAUCCACAGCAACUGCAGCAGCUUCAACAGCUUCAGCAGAUGAAAGGGUUUCAAGAUCUGAAGCUGCCUCCUCAGAUGAAGGGUCCAGGCCCUGGCUCUGUUCCUGUGAACAAGAAUCCUCAGAAUCCUAAUCAGAAGGCUGUGAAGUUUGACGUUCCUGAAGAUGAUGAUGAUGACGAUUUCAGUGAUGAUGAAUUCGAUGAUGAUGAGUUUGAUGAAGACGACGAGUUUGAUGAUGAUGAUUUGGAGGAUGAUGAGUUUGACGAUCACCCUCCUCCUCCUAACAAGAUGAAGCCUAUGAUGGGUGGUGGACCUGGUGGUAACAUGAUGAUGCCUAAUAACAUGAUGCCUAACAUGAUGAUGCCUAACGCUCAACAAAUGUUAAACGCUCACAAAAACGGCGGUGGUCCUGGACCCGCCGGUGGUAAGAUUGUGGGUAAAGGAGGCCCCGGUGGUGUUCCUUUUCCUGUUCAAAUGCCUAGCGGUGGUGGAGGUAAUGGUGGUAAGAAGGGAGGUCCCGGUGGAGGUGGUGGGGGUAAUGUGGGGAAUCCAAAUCAAAACGGUGGUAAAAGCGGCGGCGGUGGUGGUGGACAGUUUGAUGGAAAAAAUGGGGGAGGUGGUGGUGGUCCUAACGGUAAUAAAGGUGGUGGCGGAGGCCAGAUGAUCGGUGGUCCCAACGGAGGCAAAAAGGGUGGUGCUGGCGGUGGAGGUGGCGGCGGAGGACUCCCACCAGGUUUCCGGCCAAUGGGAGGCGGCAAUGGAGGUGGACCUCCGACCAUGAGUAUGCCAAUGGGUGGGGCAAUGGCUGGUCCAAUUGGUAAUCUACCAUCAAUGGGUGGUGGUGGUCCUGGUGCAAUGGGAAAUAAUAAUAUGCAGGCGGUUCAAGGAUUACCCGCAAUGGGUCCAGGAGGUGGCGGCGGCCCAUCCGUAGGAGCCCCGCCAGGAUAUUUCCAAGGCCAUGGAAGCAACGGUGGUGGCCAAGACUCAGUGCCUGGAAAUCCCUACUUGCAACAGCAGCAGCAACAACAACAACAACAAUACUUGGCGGCAGUUAUGAACCAGCAACGAGCCAUGGGCAACGAACGGUUCCAGCCGAUGAUGUACGCUCGACCACCUCCCGCUGUCAACUACUUGCCACCUGAACCGUACCAACAACAUCCGUACCCGUAUCCGUAUCCAUACCAAUAUCCGCCUCAUGGUGGUGAUCAGUAUUCUCAUUACUUCAAUGAUGAGAAUACAUCAAGCUGCAACAUCAUGUGAGCAAACGAAAAAACAAAACAACAUCAAAAGUUGCCAUAGUUUGUGUAUCCGUCUGGUCUGUGAUUAUACAUGGAAAUGAGGGGGUUUUUCUUAAUGGUUUAAGGGUUCUUACAAUCCUUCUUCUAAACUCCAACGGAUCAAAUCCUAAGUUAUAUUAGGGUUUUCCUUUUCUUUUUAAUUUGUGAUAGUUCUUAAGUAACUUAUAGAAUCAUAAUAUAAAAUCAAACGAAUAUUUUAUAUUGCAAGUUUUGUCUAGGUUCUUACUUUCUUAACGAGAGCCUAGUGUUCA
Molecule: messenger RNA, 2492 nt
Organism: Brassica rapa (field mustard)
Lineage: Eukaryota; Viridiplantae; Streptophyta; Magnoliopsida; Brassicales; Brassicaceae
Product: heavy metal-associated isoprenylated plant protein 33
Molecular function (GO): metal ion binding
Source: RefSeq, a predicted model, not a curated record